CUUAUAAGCUGGGACCGCCGCCGGCAGACACGCUCACCGCACGAACGAACCUCUUGACUAUGCAUCUGAUGAGGUCGAAAUAUCAAAGCAAAACAAGCGGGCACACGUUACUUGACCUUGUACUAUUGACCAGGGGUUUCGAAUGUACUGAUCCGAGGGACAAGGUCUUCGCACUCGUCGGCUUGGCAAAAGACGUCGAGUCGACCGACUGGGAGGUCACACCCGACUACUCGCGUCCUACUGAAGAUGUCUAUAAACUGUUUGCUCUCUGGAGCAUCACCAAACGACGCGAUCUGCAGGUUCUUGCACUCACACCUGACCCGCUAAUGCCGCCUACGCUAUCCUUACCAUCUUGGGUCCCCGAUUUGAAAAGGUCAAACAAAGCCGAUCCUCUGCCAGUCAUGCCCAACUUACUGAGCGCCGCUAGCGAAGCCUCAUGGACCCAAGGGCUAACAGUUCGGCUGAAGCAACGAGACGUGUUCCACGCAGAUAGCUCAGCCUUCGAAUCGACAAUUCGAGGGGUGUCAAGCAUGCGGAACCAACCUAGUGUCUCUCUUGAAGACAACAACACUGAACUCCGCGUCCAUGGCCGGAAGGUGGACGAGAUCAAGGAAGUAGGCUCCGUGGCGAACUUCGCGAUAGUGCCUUACUACGAUCCGAACAUGAGCGGGCAACCAGUUUCGGUCGGCUCGUCCUACACACGCAUCAAUGACUGGCUCAGGGAGACCCUUAUGAUCACCACUCGGGGUACCGGCGCGUUAUCGUUCGAAGUCUUCCAGAUGUGGUGGCCUACCCUAUCUUGCGGUAUGGACGCCAGCGGGAGGCCACUUGAAAGAAAGUGGCUCUAUGCCUUCACCGUUGCAGCCACUCAAUUGGGGUUUCGCAUCCCUGACUACGGGUGGCGGACUUAUGUCCCGCUCGAUGGGUUCCUCGAGUUCAAAGAUCCUGUAUCGGCAAUGUCCCGACUAUUAAACUAUCACGAGCCGGCGGUCAUCCGCUGGGCGCAGUACAGGCGGUUCUGCUGUACUGCCGCUGGCAGGCUGGGGCUUGUUCCCGGAGGUGCAGCUCCUGGGGAUGUUAUUUGUGUUCUAGUAGGGGGGCGGGUUCCCUUUAUUCUGCGUCCCAGUACUGAUGGUUCGUACAAAAUUAUCGGGGAGGCGUAUAUUCACGAUCUUAUGCAUGGUGAAGCUAUGAAGUUAAGUGGUAAGAAUGUAAGAGAGGGUAGCUUUGCCUUACAUUAGCGAGUCUUUCGGAUUGAAUAGAUGAUGUCUGGAUAGGGAUUGACGUCGGGCACUCAAUAUGCAAAGCGAGGCAUGCUCAUACACAAGUGAGCAAUUAAGUCAAGAGAAAGUCUCGGACGAAGGGAGAGAAGAUUGGGUGGAAAGAGACCAACUAAAAGCGCAAGAAGCUCUGCAUACUACGAUACAGGUCUAAACUGGGCAUGCAGUCCCAAACAACAGCAUAAGGGAGUACCCCGGUUGAAAAUCGUAUCCCUCGCCCCGAAUCACUACAAGGGUGUCGGUGUGUCGAAGCGCUACACGCACUGGCAGAAGAGUGUGAACAAAAUUGUGAUG
Molecule: messenger RNA, 1574 nt
Organism: Mytilinidion resinicola
Lineage: Eukaryota; Fungi; Ascomycota; Dothideomycetes; Mytilinidiales; Mytilinidiaceae
Exons: 2
Coding region: 60-1241 (393 amino acids)
Source: RefSeq, a predicted model, not a curated record